CUUUUUCAACCUUCGAAAUUGGUCAUGCAAGACGACCCGAGUGUCCAAGGGCAGAAGGAACUCAAGGACCGCAUGCGACGGCACCACUGGAUUCCCAAGUACGAAGUCGAGUUCGGCCUGCAGGUCGUCGAGCGCCAUCCCCACACGGGCGAGGUUAUUUUGGCCGUGUGUGGCCUGUGCAAGUCGUUUGGCCGAGAAGUACGCGACAAGGACGACGACGACACGUCGUCGUCGCCGUCGGGAAACCAACGCAAGCGCCGCCGCGGUCUCACCACGACCAAGUACUUUCGAUCGUUCCGAGUGGACAACAUCCGAAGCCACUUGAGUGGCGCCCAUCCGGUGCGAUGGCAAGAGUACCAAGUGCUGGCGAAGAAUGAAGACCUGCGACGCAACUAUCUUGCCCAGUGCAACGUGAAUAUGGGACUGAUGACGUCGUUGCCGAUGAACAUGAUGGGAUUGCCAGGCGGGAUCGACGACGGCGGAGACCUCGACAGCGAGACCCAGCUCGCCAUGAACGCGAUCGUACAGCAGACUACACGCCAGGCAACCCCAAACAAGCGGCCGCCCAUGCCUGGCUCGUUCACCGGGAAGCGCCCUCCGCCGCUCGACCCCAAAACCAUCGAGAUUCAAAAGUACCAGUUGGACUGGGAACGAUUGGAGUUUGAGCGCAUGCGGUUCCACAAAGAGCUCCAUCUCAAGGAACUCGAGGAGAAGCAGAACGAGCGCAAACUGCGCCACGAAAAGGAAAUGCGCGAGAAGGACCGCGAACUCGACCUGGAGAAGGCCAAGAUCGAGCAGGAAAAGUUCAACAAGCUCGUCGACUGCCUCAACCGCGCGCUCGGUCACAUCCCGGCCACUGCCGUCGACAACGCGAUCGUGUAGCGGGUGUGCCCGUCUGCGAUAUUACCUCCAUUGUAUAUAUAUCGAUUGCAUGCAUCUCGCAUGAGCGGA
This is a messenger RNA of Aphanomyces invadans, 951 nucleotides long. RefSeq lists its product as hypothetical. The transcript has a single exon. The coding region runs from base 25 to 882 and encodes 285 amino acids. The record is from RefSeq and is a predicted model, not a curated record. Lineage: Eukaryota; Oomycota; Saprolegniomycetes; Saprolegniales; Verrucalvaceae.